AUGAAGGUACACAUGCACACAAAAUUUUGCAUCAUUUGUUUGCUGACAUUUAUCUUUCAUCAGUGCAAUCAUUGCCAUGAAGACGGACAUGACCACGGUCCUAAAAAGAAACGUGAACACUACCAUAAUGACUAUCAGAUCUCAAAUGAAUCCUACUUCCAGAAUGGAGGAACAGAAUCUAUGCCAAGUAAAUUUUCUACAUUGGAAGCUGAAAAUGAACAAAAAUACUACAUUGAAAAGAUUUUUGAUCGUUACGGUGAAAAUGGAAGAUUAUCUUUUUUUGGCCUGGAAAAACUGUUAAUAAGCCUUGGUUUAGGAGAGGUAAAAGUAGUGAUGAUAAAUCAUGAUGAUAUUGGCCAUGAUCAUGUCUCUCACUUAUAUGCUUUAGAAGUGCAGGAAGGAAAGCAUUCUCACUCUCACAACCAUCCUCAUAGCCACACAGAUUCAGAAAACCAAACCAUGACUGGUAUGUCUGCAAAGAGAAAUCAUAAAUGUGACCCUGAGAGAGAGGCAGUAGUACCAUCAGUAAAAGAUGAUGGCAAACACAUCCAUGACCAGAGUCGCCGUCACCAUCAUCAUCACCCUCAUCUACAUCAUCAUGACCAUAAUGGUACACAUCAUUCUCGUAAUGAUUCAGUUAGUCAUAGUGAACAUGGAGAACAGAACCAUGAACCUUCAACAGAGACAAACACAACUCAGGAUCAGCCAGAAAGAAACCAACGUAAACAGAAGAAGAAGAAGCAAAAGAAGAUCAGCGAGACUUCAGGAGAUCCCCCAGAUCAUGAUCCAGGUCAUCAGUAUGAGCACAAUCGUGUUCAUAAACAUGAUCAUGUACAUGAUGCAUCUCACUUGCAUGUACACCAUCACGAACACAGCAGUGAUCGUUCUACUAGUCAUGGACAUCAAGAUUCCAGUUCAGGUAAUGAGGACGGACACCACCAUACCAGCCAGCGAGAGGCAGCUCAUAAGCAGAUUACUGUAACAAAGCAUGUUAUUUUUUCAACGCGUAGUCAUAAGGAUCAUAGUGAAGAUGAACGUGAUCGUGAAGAGUGCUUAAAUGUUACCCAGCUGCUACGGUAUUAUGGUCUGGAAACCAGCUCUCCAAUAUCUCCUGAAUUGUUUAUAUACAUGUGUCCUGCUUUGCUGUACCAGAUUGAGAGAAGGCUUUGUAUUGUUCAUUAUGAUGAGCUUGAAGAUUUCAUGAAAAGUAAAAAUGCAUCAAUAGAGAAUAAGGAUAAAACAGGUGCAUCAGCCUGGUUUUGUGGUAUCAUCUCUAUCACCGUCAUUAGCCUGCUUUCCUUGCUGGGUGUGAUCUUGAUUCCCAUCAUUAACCAGUGGUGCUUCAAAUUUCUUCUAACUUUCUUGGUAGCUCUGGCUGUAGGAACAAUGAGCGGAGAUGCACUGCUCCAUCUCUUGCCACAUUCACAUGGAGGCCACGACCACAGCCACCACCAUGGCCAAGGUCAUGUUCAUGAACACAAGCGUUCUCAUCGGCAUGCCCAUGGACAUGGAGUACAGACUGAAGGCUUUCUAGAAGAAAAUGAUCCAGUGCUGAAAGGUCUUGUGGCACUUGGAGGCAUUUACGUUUUGUUCAUCAUUGAACAUUGUAUAAGAAUGUACAAGCAUUACAAUAGACAAAAGAGUAAGCAGAAAUGGUGCAAGAAAAAACAGACUGAAGAAUCACCAAUUGGAAGGAAACUUUCUGAUCACAAAUUAAAUAAUAGACCAGAUGCUGACUGGCUUCAGCUCAAACCCCUUGCAGGAGCAGACGACUCCGUUUUAUCUGAAGAUCGACUCAAUGAAACUGAACUAACUGACUUAGAUGGCCAGCUGGAAUCCCCUCCCAAAAACUUCUUGUCUGUAGAAGAGGACAACAAUAUGCACCAUCCUCACAAUGAUGUCUCACGUGCUGCUCAAGAACAUGAUCUUCAUGAUUCAGAGUAUGACAGCCAUGGCGAAGAUAAAAUGAUAGCUAGAAAACACAGUCACCACUGGCAUCACAAACAUUCCCAUCAUUCCCAUGGCCACUGUCAUUCUGGAAAAGACCUGAAACAUACUGGGAUAGCUAAUAUUGCUUGGAUGGUAAUUAUGGGAGAUGGCAUUCACAACUUUAGUGAUGGCUUAGCAAUCGGAGCAGCUUUUAGUGCUGGACUGACAGGAGGAAUUAGUACAUCUAUAGCAGUAUUUUGUCACGAGCUUCCUCAUGAAUUAGGUAACUAA
Molecule: messenger RNA, 2220 nt
Organism: Pterocles gutturalis (yellow-throated sandgrouse)
Lineage: Eukaryota; Metazoa; Chordata; Aves; Pterocliformes; Pteroclidae
Gene: SLC39A10
Product: solute carrier family 39 (zinc transporter), member 10
Exons: 7
Coding region: 1-2220 (739 amino acids)
Biological process (GO): zinc ion import across plasma membrane; intracellular zinc ion homeostasis; positive regulation of B cell receptor signaling pathway
Cellular component (GO): membrane
Molecular function (GO): zinc ion transmembrane transporter activity
Source: RefSeq, a predicted model, not a curated record